Boleophthalmus pectinirostris (great blue-spotted mudskipper) is the source of this 4675-nucleotide messenger RNA. It is a transcript of the gene ankle1, whose product is annotated as ankyrin repeat and LEM domain containing 1. The record is from RefSeq and is a predicted model, not a curated record. NCBI's taxonomy places the organism in Eukaryota, Metazoa, Chordata, Actinopteri, Gobiiformes, Gobiidae. Gene Ontology annotation, molecular function: protein binding; endonuclease activity.
AAGGGGGUGGUUAUUGUCCGUGGAGGGAAAUUUAAUCCAUAUACAUUUAAUUUACGAAAUCAGGUCGUAAAAUACACACAAAACGCUAAAUGUUUUACCACGUUUAACGGGAUCGAGUUUAAUGCGCGUGCAUGGGUACAUAAUGCUUUUCUUUUGUUUCUCAGGUUGUAUUAGCUAUGCUAGCACUAGCAUGUUGCACAACAGUGGUAAACAAUGAGCCAAGUUGGAUUAGGACUCGAUAGUUAUUGUUGAGCUGCAGACAUACCUGGAUAACUUUGACCAUGGACCGAAAGUCGAAGAGGCUCGAGAGUGAACUAUGUGAAGCCGUAAAUGAUGGAGACCCCAGAUCUGUGCAGCUUCUGCUAUCCCAAGGCGCACGGGCUGAUGUAGUGAACAGACAAGGAGUGGCAGCUAUCCACCUGGCUGUUGGCAAAGAGACAGAGAAAAAUCUGCGCUGCUUAAAAUUACUGCUUCAGAAUGGAGUAAACCCCAAUGUCAAAUCUUCAGAUGGGCUGACACCUCUUCACAUUGCUGCAGCUUGGGGAUGCUUCCAAAAUUUGAAACUACUUUUGACCAAUGGAGGGAAUGUGAACUUGACAGACAAUGAUGGGAAUACUCCACGACAACUUGCAGAACAACAAGAUAACACGAAAUGUGCACAGCUUCUUCGGGAGUAUCAGACAGAUUCUGGAGAUACAGAAGAAGAGGACCUGCCUCACUUUUCUUACUCUGUGUAUUCUGACCAAACGGACACAUCCAGCCCCCCAGACUCCGAAUUUAGUUUUAGCUCUUCUUCAUCAAAGAUCAGUGACUUUGGUGAAGGCCCUUUAAGUAGCACAAGACGGUCUUCAUUUUUCAACUUGUGCAAUAUGAAUGGAAGAUCCAACAGAAGAGGACUGUCAAACAGAAUUUCUGACAUGGGUGAUCAGAGACGAUAUAGCCAAGAGUGGAACAGUUCAGCAUUUGAGGGCCCGUCCAUUUUAUCAAGCACACGUGUGUCAGCUGCCGGACUUACCAGUCGGAUCUUACCAAUUGUUAAGGAGCACGAUUUGUGGACACAUGAGGACAGAAUCUCCCCUUUAAAAAAAGAUAUAUUUGACACACCUAUUCUUCCUUCUGCGAACAAGUCGAAAAGUGUCUCAUUUAGAGACGUAGAUGAAUAUUUUCCUGUGUUUAGUCCCGAAACUCCCAAACAGCAACCGCCUGAAGACAGGAGUUUGCCUUUUGACCCCAUGGAAUACUCAGAGUUUUUGGAUACAGAGCGCAUGGCCACAGUUUUACAGACACAGGGCAUUGAUGUCACCUCACCUGAUCACGUUUAUGUGUUCAGCAGGGAAAGCAGUGAGACUACAGAUGAGGAUCUGGAGAAAACUGUGAUUAGUCAGUGUACUUUAGACGAAAGCGAUGAGGAGGAACAGCAGCCUAGAAAUGUCAAAGUGGUUCAGAAUGAGAAGCUGGGGAGUGGCAGCAGCAGCAGCGGAACCACAAGUAGCCAUUACAGUAGCUGUGAUAGUGACCAUUACACAAGCGCUUUAGAGGGUCCAGUAAACCUUAAACCUCAUCCUGUUGCAAAAGAAUCCCCAGGAAUUACCCCUGACACAGAUUCCACAGAAGCACAAGGAGAACGCAAAGAAGAGGAUCCGUCAUAUCCUCAGUCAGAUUCAAAAUGUAAUGACAUAGAACAUCUAUCAGACAACUUUCAUAACUUGGCCUUGUCUGAAGUAAAUCACAAAAAUGAUGAUGCAACUGGCCUUUGUAACAUUGCAGAUGAAAUGAAGCCAGUGACAGAAAACCCCCCAGCGGAUUCAUUUGAUCAAGAUUUGUCUUUCACUCCCAGUCCUUUUGUCACAGGCAGGACACGCUCUCGCUUGAGUCGCUGCUCAAUGAGGACGAGCAAAACACCACAGAGUCUCCUGAUCACCUCCGCUCUGUUUGAGGAUACUCUUCCUACACCUGUUAGAUCUCGCAGACAGACGCCACGGUCUCAGAGUUCUGAAAGCAAUUACAAUGGCCUCCAUACAGCAAACCCUCCCUCAUAUUAUCCCAUCAACAACGAAGGAGACUUGGGGCCAAGAGACUACCAGGACACACAGUCCAGCACUUUGAGAGCCAGCUCCAGUGUUAGCGGUAGUCAAGAAGAUACUAUCAAUCUCUCCCAGACUGUCAAUGACACUAUUCCCUAUUUUGAAUCACAAGGUGACACGUUUAUCUUGGAUAAAAAAACUGAAAUUGUGGAUGCGUAUGAAAAGAGUUUUGCUGAGAUUGUAAAAGCUAUACAAAACAAAGCCUCAGACAACAGGGAUUUUCUGACUGACGAUGUUACAAGUACAGAUGAUGGGAGUGAUGUGCAGAAAGAUAAGUGUCAAACCUCAGAACACAGAGCAAAAGAAGAUGAAGUCUGGAUAACAGAAGACUGCAGCUCUCAGCAUGGAUCUGUAUCCUCCUCAUCCAGCUCCAGUUAUUUCUCCCCAAGGAGAUCUCGGGAAGAUUCUGACCCCCCGUGCACCCCAGGCACUGGAUGCACCCCGCGGUACAGCAUGAGUAGACUGUCAGGCUGGAACAGGCCACGGAGCUUAGCCAAUAUCUCCUACACACCUGGAGGACGGCCCCUCAUUGAUGAUGUGGAGGAGCCUGUGGAGUACCUCUACACUGACACAGAACAAGGGCACAAGUUCAUCGAGACCCACAUCCCUCCUAAAGCCAAUACCUCCCUCAGCUCAAGCAGCAGCGAGGAGACCAUUUUGUAUGACUGGCGCUCCAUGCACAGAGACAUUGAUAAGGGCAAGGAGAAGGAGAACCAGGAGCCGAAGCCAGUGCCACAAAGGGACUCCAGUGACAGCAAUGUGGAGGGUCUACCAGAAACUAGGGGCCUAACGGACAAAGAGCUCCGAAUAAGGCUGUUGGAGCUGGGAGAGAGCCCUGGACCAAUCAGCAGCAGGACAAGGCCCACCUACAUGCGUAGACUGUGCCACCUCUUACAGGAGGCAAAGACACAAUCUCUAAAUCGACAAAAGGGCUUAGAUCAGACACAGUCAGAUUUAGGUUACAGUGUAGAACUGUGUCGCGUUUUAAGGACAUUUGAAUUACCUCAGAGCCAGGAAGAUGAACAGGCUCUGUGUCAACAGUUUGAACAACCAGAUCAGAACAGGAAAUGGAGAGAGGGCAUCAUAAAAUCCAGCUUCAACUACCUGCUGCUGGAUCCAAGGGUCACCAACAACCUUCCAUUUCGCAGUCACACCAUAACCCCACAUGAAUGUUUCAAGACAUUUGUGAAUGCUAUAUUCUAUGUUGGCAAGGGGAAGCGAUCACGCCCAUACAGUCAUCUGUAUGAGGCUUUAGAGUACUACAAAGGGGAGAAAAGCUCUAAGAAACUGUGUCGCAAAGUGGACCACAUUCUCCAGGUGUGGAAUGCCGGCCAGGGCGUCAUUUCCUUGCACUGUUUCCAAAACGUAAUCCCUGUGGAAGCCUACACCAGAGAGGCGUGCAUGGUGGAAGCUAUUGGCCUGAAGAUGCUGACCAACCAGAAGAGAGGAGAUUAUUAUGGUAUAGCGUCCAACUGGCAGCAAAGAAGGAAGAAGGAGCUGGGCAUCCACCUUUUGUACAGGGCCAUGCAGAUCUUUCUGGCCGAGGGAGAGAGGCAGCUCAGACCAGCAGAUAUCAGGCAAUGAGCAAAGACUGUGACUCUUGUCAGUGACAUUUCUGAUGUUUGAGGUACAUUUCAUUUCAGAUACGUUGCAGUAGUAAUGGGCCAAUUAAUAACAAAACAUUGAUUAUAUAUUAUUGAUCCUUACAAGUUUUCAAAAAUAUUGAUUUGCAAAAAACAUCAAACAGUGAUCAAAAAUGGCUUUUAAAAAAUGUUUUAAUCAUGAUGAAACAUUAUGAAACAUGUUACAUAGUUACAUGAAAAUUUUUUAUAUCUUAGUUUAUCUUCACGUACAUUAAAGUUUUAGAUCAGUUAACGCUGGGGUAGAGCUAAAAUUAUGAUGUUAAGAAUCAUACUUCAAGGUAAAAUUCUUCAGAGUUUUAAUGUAAACUCAUAGGUGUCGGUAUCGGAUAACAUUGCAAUAUUUCUAUACUUCCAUAGUAUUAUUUGGUAUCGGUUCAAAUGAAAAAUAGCUGGUUUCAUCCAUCAUUAUAUUGCCAUUUUUGGUUAGUUCAUUCAUGAUAGUUGAUCCACAAUGUUGAUCCUUUUGUUGAUUUUUGUUUAGUCUGUUUCACAUGAUUGUGAACGGGUAAAUAUUUUUUAUACAGUACAUUGGUAAAUUGGCAGCUGUUCAUUCAUGUGGGAUCAUGUUUACAUGUUUCUGGGGAGACAAGUUUAUUUUUAUAUAUAUAUUAUGUGGUGUUGGGUUUUUUUUUACCAAAAAAAGAAAAAAGCCAAAGCUACUGUGAAUGUAUAUGUCAUUGGUAGAGUUGCCUGUCAAGACUGAUAGAAUAGUCAUUGCAUUAUCUUAUAGUUUUUUGUUUAGCAAUAGAUCACUAUCCUAAACAGUAGUGUUUUAAUCACAGAUGCAUUAUUUUACUUGUAUAUUAGCAGGCUAACAUUUUUAUGACCACUAGUCUUUUUAUUCAUUACCAGUCAUCAUAUUUCAUGUUUGUCCUUGACCAUCUACUGAUGAGCCCUUUUUGUAGUAUAUCUUCUGGUUUUUGCCUAAAAUAAAUGGAACUGGAGAAA